Messenger RNA from Pleurotus ostreatus (oyster mushroom), 609 nucleotides. RefSeq lists its product as uncharacterized. NCBI's taxonomy places the organism in Eukaryota, Fungi, Basidiomycota, Agaricomycetes, Agaricales, Pleurotaceae. The transcript is spliced from 2 exons. The record is from RefSeq and is a predicted model, not a curated record. The coding region runs from base 1 to 609 and encodes 202 amino acids.
AUGCCCGCCUGCACUACAUGCGCACGUUCAACCAACUCUGAGCCUUCCCUCGAUUCAACAUCUAUCACGGGCGUCACAGUCGGAUGCUUCAUUCUUCUUGUCAUCAUCACUGGCCUUGGGGGAUGCUAUCUUCGCAGGCGCAACGCCAACCGGCGAGCCUCAGGCUCUCGUCGCUCUCUCAUUCUGUCCCGCAUUCACCGAGCACAAACCAAUGCUACACGCGACCCCCCAUCCUCGAACAUAGACAGGGACUCUAUGCAACACGUUGGAUUUGAGCACGAGAAGGAGAUGUACGCUGUAUACGAUGACUACGUGCAGCAGCAGGGCGGGCUCUCUCCAACACCGUUCUCGCGCCACAAUAUCACACCGAAUGUCAUAUUCCCAGUUAAAGCUCCCACACGUUCCACGCCGCCCAGCCCGAAAAGCCCGGCGUUCGCGAAAUCAUCAAUAAACCCGUUCACGCCGAAUUCCAUCAUCACUAGUACUGCUAGUGGUAGCACUCCUAGCGACUCUUCCUCCUCCUCUGCCCCCCCUCCAUUCGCUUUCAUCAGAGGUUCUGAUUAUCCUCGUCUGCCGAGCGAUUCACGGUCUACGCUGAGCCCCCCAUAA